AUGGCGGCACAAGUCCACCACGGCCACGAGGCACCCGACAUCGACACUGACGUCGACGCCCUCAGGGCGGCGUUUAAACGAAUUCUGAUCAAGGCCGACGACCUUCCAGCUAUGCGCGAGCUCAUUCGACUCGAGCCGGACCUGCUGAGAUGCGAGUGGCCAGGAGAUAUGGAGUGCCCACCGAUGGUGUUGGCCGCGCGCUUGAGCCGUCACGCGAUCCUUGAUCUCCUGAUGAAGCACCGGGCUACGCUCCCGCCCGAGAUGCGGGUCCCGCCAGUCUACGAAGACGACAACGACCGUGGCAACUGGGGCACGCCGCUGACAGAGGCUUGUGCAAUGGGCCGCCUCGACACCGUACGCCUCCUACUACAAGGCAUGCCUGAGACAGACAUUAACGAGGUGACUAACGGCGGCUUUACACCACUUAUAGCCGCAGCCCACGGCCACAGCGGCCCUCCCGAGGCGCGUGUUGAGUUGAUCCGUUACUUGCUUGAGCGUGGCGCCGACAUACACGCCAUAGUGCCAGACUCCUUGGCGCCUUGGGAGACCCUCGACAAGGCAUACGACAAAAGCGUCGAGGAUGGCCCAUAUAUCUUACGGCCACGUCCUGGCGGACGUGGUAAUGUUUUGGUGUGGGCUCUAAAUUCUGGCAGCACAGCCCCCGCCGUGGUCGCGUUAUUAGUCGAGGCCGGUGUGAGCGUGUAUCAGAGCUACUUGCACAGGAUCCAGCGCAUUAACAAAACAGACGAUCAAGACGUCGGCACACACGUUCACCUUACAUACGACAGGGCCUACCUUUCGCCCAUCGCCACGGGCGCAAUGUACCACGACAUCGACGGCGUGAAGGCGCUGUUGAAUCUCUUCCCUACCGACCACGAGCGCCUCCUGGCCAUGACGGAUGCAGUCCUUGUGCCCCAGCCCCCAGCUCCGUUACGGGACCCAGACGACGAGGUUCCUGUCCUACUACCCCUCCACGCAGCCGUAAUAGCCGUGGACAUGGUGCGACUACUCACGGCCGACAAGGACAUUUGCGCGGCGACUAUUAAUGCCCGUUACCGCCGACACUAUACGGCGCUGCACAUGGCCACGAGUUUUGACCGUAUACCUUUAAUGGUGGCACUGGUCGAGCUAGGCGCUGACAUCGAGGUUCUACCCGGCCGAAAUGGCCCCGGCAUCAUCCUUGCCCUCUUUUCGUCUGUCUCCCGUGUCAAUAACUGUAGUUAUACACACGAGGCGUCCCAGUUGGCUUACACCGUGGACGUAUCCACCGACAUACUGGCCGUGCUCACGAGACUACUACAACGGUACAACCCGCGUGGCGAAGAUGCAAACGUCGAUGCGCAAAACGCAGCCACCCGCAUCGCCCUCGUAAACGAGGCCGACACCAACGGCAACACGCCGCUCCAUUUUGCCAUGGCCUACCGGAUGCCGCGGUCGGCCGCGGCGCUGCUGGCCCUCGGUGCGCGGGCCAAUGCUGUGAACAAGGCCGGGCAGGUGCCGUACACACCGCCACCCGGGCAGGAGCACUCCUUCUAG
Messenger RNA from Sporothrix brasiliensis 5110, 1536 nucleotides. RefSeq lists its product as uncharacterized. NCBI's taxonomy places the organism in Eukaryota, Fungi, Ascomycota, Sordariomycetes, Ophiostomatales, Ophiostomataceae. Gene Ontology annotation, molecular function: protein binding. The record is from RefSeq and is a predicted model, not a curated record. The coding region runs from base 1 to 1536 and encodes 511 amino acids. The transcript has 3 exons.